AUAAUUCCAGAAAAGAGAAAAUCAUAUGGUUGAAAUUAUUCAUAAAAUGAUGUGAACAUAAAACGAUAAACAAAAAUCGGUCUUAAAUGCGAGGUUCUUCCAUGGCAGACUGAUGAAGCAAUUAGCCAAUGGGGAGGGGACUGCCAUUGUUGAUCGGGACACGGUUAGAUAAUCAAAACAAUUAGCAUAUUCUAUUUUAUCCCAAAACACUCAGAUUUUCUUCUUCACUUACGGAUUUGCUUACCUUUGCUCUUUCUCGAUUCUGCUCAUAUUCUGAAACCCCAAAUUCUCUCUCUUCUCUCUCUCUCUCUCUCUCUCUCUCUCUCUCUCUCUCUCUCCUGUUCAUACCUCCACGGACUCGGUCCACUGGACACCGGAUUUUCACCACGGACUUCGUUUCACUGCACAAAUCAUGGAGCUUCAGGAACAUUUCAUUCAGUCCUUUGAUUGACGAGCAUAGAAACUACCUUCUUUGUAUUGUUAAAAGGGGUUUCUUCCUUUUUCAGAGAUUGAAAUCUGAAUCUCACAACCCAAAAAUGGAAUUUCAGGAGGGUUUGAUGAAGUUCAUGAUCCAUAGACACGUCAAACACAACUGGGUUUUGGAGAAGAAUUCUCCACCGGUUGCAGUUUCAGAGAUAACCAGUAGUCCUCGACGGAAAUGGCGGAUCUUCAAUCGGUCUUCUUCUUCCCCAUUUCCUUCGAAACCUCCCCAAUCGAAGGAAAUACCUAAAGAAUUGCUCUGUCCCAUUUCUGGGUCUUUAAUGGCGGAUCCUGUAAUUGUCUCCUCUGGUCACACUUUCGAAGCCGCCUGUGUUCAGGUUUGUAAAGAUUUAGGGUUGAAGCCGACUCUGUUAGACGGUUCCAACCCGGAUUUCUCCUCUGUUAUCCCAAAUCUGGCUCUCAAAUCCACUAUUCUCAAUUGGUGUAAGAAUUCCUCUUCUGAAUCCCCCAAACCCCUCGAUUUCUCCUCCGCUGAAAAGCUCGUUCGUCAAUUCAUGGCGGCCCACACCAAAAGCGAUGAGGAAUUGAUUCAAGGGAUUGCAGAGAAUCCUGUGGUUCGAUUCAACCACGCCGCCACCGAAGUCACUCGUCGGACCUCUCAUUUUCACUCGAGCUCCGAUGAAUCUGUAGGCGCCGCCGUUCAAACUUUGCCUCUUCCUCUCGCGACAAGGCCGAGUUGUUGUUCUUCGUCUUCUUCCUCUGACAUCGAGGUAAUCAGUGAUCUGAACUUGCCCGAGGAAGAAGAGAUCAUCGCGAAGCUGAAAAGCUCUCAGGUUAUUGAGAUUGAAGAGGCUGUGACUGCGCUGAGAAAAAUCACUAGAACUCGAGAGGAUUCUAGGGUUCAUCUCUGUUCUCCUCUGAUUCUCUCUUCUCUGCGAUCUCUCAUCGUCUCGAGGUACACUGGCGUUCAGGUGAAUUCAGUUGCAGCGCUUGUAAAUCUGUCUUUAGAGAAUUUGAACAAGGUUAAGAUUGUAAGGUCGGGGAUUCUCCCCAAUUUGAUCGAUGUUCUGAAAGGGGGUUCACCGGAGGUUCAAGAACAUGCCGCCGGCGCCAUUUUCAGCUUAGCUCUCGAAGACGACAACAAAACCGCGAUCGGCGUUUUGGGUGCUCUGCCGCCAUUGAUACGGCUGUUGGUAUCCGAAUCAGAGCAAACACGGCACGACUCGGCUCUUGCUCUUUAUCACUUGUCGCACGUUCAGAGCAACCGUUCGAAGCUUGUGAAACUUGGGUCGGUGCCGGUCUUUCUCGGGAUGGUGAAAUCCGGCCAUAUGGCCGGCCGUAUUUUACUGAUAUUGUGUAAUUUAGCUGCUUGUUUUGAGGGCCGGGCGGCGUUGUUGGACUCCGGUGCAGUGGAGUGCUUGGUGGGGAUGUUGAGGGAGAACGAGCUGGACACUGAGUCGACUCGGGAGAGCUGUGUGGCUGUCCUGUUCGGACUGAGUUACGGCGGUUUGAGGUUUAAGGGUCUGGCAAAAACCGCCGGAGCAAUGGAGGUGUUCAUGGCGGUAGAGAAAAAUGGAAGCGAGAGAUCAAAAGAAAAGGUGAAGAGAAUCAUGGAGUAUAUGAAAGCCAGAGAUGAGGAAGCUGAGGAUGUGAAUUGGGAGGAGCUACUCGACUCGGGUUGUUUCGGCAGCCGUACUCGGUGUCGAAUCGGUGCCGGAAUGGACAGAUCCACCGCGAACUCGUCGGAGUUCUGAACAGAAACCGUUUGAAUUUGUAAACUUUUUUUUGAUUUGGGUUGUGAAUAUUAUGGAACGAAGCCCUUUUGAUUUGAUUUGAUUUGAUUUGAUUUAAAACUCUGUUUUUCCACUCCUUCCUCUUCAUCCUCUGUUUCUUUUUCUUCCUUUUUCCGGUGAAGAUGCCAAAAUAAAAGCCUUCUAAAGAAGCAACCUCAAAUUUUGUAUGGUGAAAUUUGUGUAUUUGUGUAGUGUGAAAUUCAUUACAAUCUUCAAAACA
This is a messenger RNA of Cucurbita moschata (crookneck pumpkin), 2454 nucleotides long. Its product is annotated as U-box domain-containing protein 40. NCBI's taxonomy places the organism in Eukaryota, Viridiplantae, Streptophyta, Magnoliopsida, Cucurbitales, Cucurbitaceae. The record is from RefSeq and is a predicted model, not a curated record. Gene Ontology annotation, cellular component: nucleus; cytoplasm. Gene Ontology annotation, biological process: protein ubiquitination. The transcript has a single exon. Gene Ontology annotation, molecular function: ubiquitin-protein transferase activity; protein binding. The coding region runs from base 537 to 2195 and encodes 552 amino acids.